AUGUCUGCACCUCGAGGUGGAUCUCGUUUUAAUCGCGGUAGAAAAAAACGCUCUAACAGGGGUGGUCAUCAGCCAAUAUCAAGCGACAAUCAAAAAGAUGUAGGUCAUAGCAGAAAUGUUAGUGACAUUAAUGAAUUGCGACAAGAUAACUAUCGACACGAUAACACGAACAAUAAAUCAAAGUAUGUCUCUGAUCCCAAAGGCAAGGGAUUAGCAGUUCCCAGAGAUUCUUCAACUUUAUCAAAUCACGAUUCAGGAAAUUCUCGAACUUCCAUACGUUCAAAGAAAUCCUCCGCUUCUAAGUUUUCUCUUGAUGAAAUUAAGGAUGUGUCAACCUCGAUAACUUAUGGCUUAACUACAUCCACCUAUGAAUGUAUGAUUUGCUGUGAAGUUAUACGACCCAGUCAUAAGACAUGGUCUUGUGGAGUUUGUUGGGCAGUAUUUCAUUUGCAGUGUACACAAAAGUGGGCUCAAAAGUCCUUCGAUAAUGCGGGUUCAUGGCGCUGUCCUGGUUGUCAAAACAAAUCUGAAAGUAUUCCUGAGAUGUACAAGUGCUUCUGUGGUAAAGUAGAAAACCCUCAAUUUACGCGUUAUUUAACUCCUCACAGUUGUGGUAAUGUUUGUAGAAAAAGUAGAGAUUGUUCACAUGAUUGUACUCGGCCGUGCCACCCGGGGCCAUGCCCUCCUUGUUCGGCCAUGGGGCCUAUUCAACACUGUUUUUGUGGUCGCCAGACGUAUCAACUUCGUUGUAUCGAAGUCGAUCAUUCAGGUGGUAAAUCGUGCGAAUCAGUUUGUGGGAAUUUAUUGGGAUGUGACAAACAUUAUUGUAAAAAGAAAUGUCAUCCAGGAGAUUGUACGCGAUGCGAAGUAAUCGAGAUACAAAAUUGUUACUGUGGACAGACAGAACGAGAGGCAACAUGUGGUGAAGGGAUGGCUAUCCGUUGUUAUGGUGGAGAAUCCAGAAAAUCAUUUCAGGUUUGGACUGGAUUCUUCUCAUGCAAAGAAAGGUGUAAUCGCUUGUUAGAAUGCGGUCAUCAUUCGUGCACGAAACCAUGUCAUCCGGUGAUGGAUGAACCUGAGCCUUGCGAAUUAAGUCCUUCACGUGUUCAUAACUGUCCUUGUGGUGCAAAUACUAUAGAGUCACUUCUUGGUCAUAAGCGAACGUCUUGCAUUGAAGAAGUUCCACUUUGUAAUAACAUUUGUUCGAAAACACUUCCAUGUGGUCAUAAAUGUCAAGAUACAUGUCAUCAUGGGAAUUGUAAACCUUGUACAACUGUCGUACAAGCCAAGUGCCGAUGUGGCAGUAAAACGUUUGAACGUGUCUGUUCUGAGGUUUCGGAUAGCCACGAAGAGUUAAUAUGUGAUAGAAUAUGCAGAGGCCUUAGAACCUGUGGCAAACAUCAAUGUAGUGUACGUUGUUGUCCAUCAGCUAACAAGAAAUCAUCAAAAAGUAGAAGUAGUACUUCACAAGAAGUAGAAUAUGAUGUUAAUCAUCAAUGUGUUUUAGUAUGUGGGAAGAGCUUACAAUGUGGGAAGCACACAUGUCAACAAUUAUGCCAUAAGGGGCAUUGUAAACCUUGCUAUGAGGCAUCAUUUGAAGAAUUAAUAUGUCAUUGCGGACGUACAUCUCGUGAUCCUCCGAUUCGAUGUGGAACUAAAAUUCAAUGCCCUUAUUCUUGUGUAAGGGUGCCACUUUGUGGUCAUCCAAGUGUUUCACAUGGGUGUCAUGGGGAUGAAGAAUCAUGUCCUCCAUGUGCGUUCUUGGUUAGCAAAAAAUGCAUAUGUGGUAAAUCCGUAGUUAAUAAUAUUUCUUGUCACAAGUCUAAUGUCAGCUGUGGACAAGUUUGCGGUUUGCUAUUGCCUUGUGGCGGACAUCAUUGCAAACGUGUGUGCCAUUCUGGAGAUUGUCUCAUAGAACGGCAAUGUAAUCAGACGUGUGGAAAGCCUAAAGCUUGUGGUCAUCCUUGUUCCACAACAUGUCAUGCGCCAGCAUCAUGCCCUGAUAUUGCUUGUCAAUCCAAAAUGGUGAUUAGUUGUAAAUGUGGAUAUUUGUCUAAAGAGGUCAUCUGCAAUGCAACUAAGGAAACGGUAGAAGAAGUUAAAUGUCGUAAAUUAGAAUGCAAUAAUGUUUGUGCUAUGGCUGAAAGAAACCGAAAGUUGGCUAGCGCAUUAGAGCUAUCUGAGAGAAUUGUUGAUGGGCCGUUUGCCAAAAGUGCCCCUGAGUAUGAGGAAGAGCUGCUUAAGUACUUUGGCACUAAUAAAGAAUGGGCUAAAAAUAUUGAAUCCACACUGGGAGACUUCAUUUUGAAGUCAGAUAAAUCCACACUGAACCUGACACCCAUGAAAGCAUCACAUCGUGGAUUUAUUCAUGGACUCAGUGCACACUAUUCUUUAAAGUCAGAAAGUGUUGACGUUGAACCCUUUAGAAGUGUUAUCAUUAAGAAAAAGGCUGAUUCUGCAAUCCCAUUGGUGCUUCUAUCUCAGGCUUUUGCUAAUCAUGGAAAAAUAAACACACAUUCGUUAGCUACACCAACUAAGGGUGUAAAUCGAUUUUAA
Molecule: messenger RNA, 2556 nt
Organism: Cetraspora pellucida
Lineage: Eukaryota; Fungi; Glomeromycota; Glomeromycetes; Diversisporales; Gigasporaceae
Source: the annotation of a GenBank genome assembly